Molecule: messenger RNA, 696 nt
Organism: Nanorana parkeri
Lineage: Eukaryota; Metazoa; Chordata; Amphibia; Anura; Dicroglossidae
Product: alpha-1,4-N-acetylglucosaminyltransferase-like
Exons: 4
Coding region: 1-696 (231 amino acids)
Biological process (GO): protein O-linked glycosylation
Molecular function (GO): acetylglucosaminyltransferase activity
Source: RefSeq, a predicted model, not a curated record
AUGCAAUACGACGCGCACGUAGACCCUAAAAAAGAAAUCUACUGGACCCAUGUUAGCGCAGAUGCCUGUAGGUUUGCCAUGAUAUGGAAAUACGGCGGCAUUUACAUGGAUACGGAUGUCAUCUCCCUUCGUCCAAUACCUGAGGACCAUUUUCUAGCAACUGAGGGUUUCACAGCUACUAGUAGCGGUGUUUUUGGUCUCUCCUCACAUUACCAGUUGGCGUGGCAGUUUAUGGAGAACUUAGUUGAGAACUACAGGGGGGAAAUAUUGGGACACCAAGGGCCAGGAGUUUUUACACGUAUUGUGAGAAAAUUGUGCGGCUGGCCAGUAUUUAACUCUACGGAUGAUGUCAUGGGUUCAAACAUAAGUUAUUUUCACCCUCAACGUUUCUACCCCAUCUUGUACUAUGAAGUCUGGCAGAAUUUGCCAACUUUGAAUAACUCCUAUGCCUUAAAUCUUUGGAAUUACAUGAAUAACAAAGGUAUAUCUAUGGUACCUGGAAGCAACACAUUGGUGGAACAUAUCUACCAAAAAUACUGCCCUACCACCUAUGAAUACCGUAUAUACUCGAGAGAGGAGGAACAACAGUUUUCAGGUCUAAGAUUUCCACCAAUCAUAGAACAGGACCUCAGUUACACGCUACGGUAUAUGGAUUCUCUUGGUGGCACACUGCCAGAGCUGCUGCACGUCCUGUAA